CGAAAAUUGAGUGUCAUUUAUUUAUUGGUUACAAUCAUCAUCAUUAAUCAAUAAAAAAAAAUUUCAAACAAAAAACGACGAUAAGAUUCGAUUCAAAAAUUGUUGUCCAUUGAAUGAAAAUCAAAUUAUGAUGGCACGUGUAUCAUCAUCAAUUGCCUCAAAUAAUAUCAAUGUCGAACGACAUGCCUAUUGUCUUUGUCUUCAUGUAAGACCUGCAACCAUUUUUGUGGCUGUCAUUAAUCUGGCUGGUUCAUUGAUUUGUGCCCUGUUGACAUUCUUCUUCAUGGUAAGCAAUGAUCAUCAUAGCUAUUUUGCUGCUCGUUUUGUUCGUGAUGAAACCAGCAGAAUCAAUCUGAUCUCAGUGUUGAUGUAUCUAUUGUUGGCUUGGGUAUCGGCUAUGCUUCUCUAUGGUGUUAUUAAAUCGAAACCAAGAUAUAUAUUGCCAUUUUUUGGCAUACAAUUCAUUGAUUAUCUAUUCACUUUGCCACAAUUCUUUGCAUUAUUCACUAAUCCAUACCAUUAUUAUGCAACUUCGGCAAAAACAACAAAAAAUAUGAUGGAAAUUCAUGGUGUGAAUAGUGUACCGGAUUCGAAGCUUGGCACAUCAGAUUUUGAUGAUUUAGCAAACACAACGGUUUGGGCAUCAUCCUAUCAACGUAAUUUUCAAGUCUAUACGACAACAUUGUUGGUCAUGACAUUUUUCAUGAUAUUCAAGACAUACUUUCUUUGUGUCGUAUGGAAAUGUUAUCGUUAUUUGCAUAUGAAAGAAUUCAUACUUCCUAUUACAUUGCAUAAUGCAGCAACCGCUAGUGGUUUGACUGCUGGUAUCGGUGCUGGUGGACAGUUUGAUCAUGAUUUACCACCAUUGAUUAUAACCGGCCGUGCUGCUAAUAUUCCACCACCCGAUUAUGAUGAAGCAACCAAAUUGCCAGAUUAUAAACCACCCGAAUAUACACAAGUUAUUGAUGGACAAAAUCCGGAUCAAUUUCGAACGAUUUCAUUGGAUUCACCACCAUCAUCACAAUUACGCGUUCCAUUGGUCCAGCAGCAGCAACAACAACAACAAGCAUCAAAUCAACAAGAAUCAACAAUAUUAAAAAUAAUAUCGAUAAUGUCUAAUAGCUAA
Molecule: messenger RNA, 1126 nt
Organism: Dermatophagoides farinae (American house dust mite)
Lineage: Eukaryota; Metazoa; Arthropoda; Arachnida; Sarcoptiformes; Pyroglyphidae
Cellular component (GO): lysosomal membrane
Source: RefSeq, a predicted model, not a curated record